Molecule: messenger RNA, 6159 nt
Organism: Kickxella alabastrina
Lineage: Eukaryota; Fungi; Kickxellomycota; Kickxellomycetes; Kickxellales; Kickxellaceae
Exons: 2
Coding region: 153-6011 (1952 amino acids)
Biological process (GO): error-prone translesion synthesis; double-strand break repair via homologous recombination
Cellular component (GO): nucleus; zeta DNA polymerase complex
Molecular function (GO): DNA-directed DNA polymerase activity; DNA binding; nucleotide binding
Source: RefSeq, a predicted model, not a curated record
GUUUUCAUUUCCAUUUACGUAAUUUUUCAUUUACAUAUUUGAAUUUGCUCAUUGUAGUUCAGUUCAUUUCUUGCAUUAGCUUUUGAAAUUCACAAAAUCUAUAAAAAAAUCUCAAAAGCUCCAAACAUACAGCUGGCUCCGUUGCUGCAAACAUGGAUACUAGCACAGUAACGUCCUUGCCCGAGUGGCCCCUCUUGCCGCCAUCUGUAGUUCGAUUUCCAGAUGCAGGUGCUACGGGCCCCGCGUUGAUGGUCCAGAUUGUUAGCAUAGACUCGUAUAUGGCAGUGCCCACUUCGGUCGACUGUUUGCUGUGGGCACCUUACACCAUAUUUGAUAGGCCGCUAUUGAAGGUCCCGGUCAUUCGCAUUUUUGGUACCACAGCCAGCAACCAGCGCAUAUGCUUGCACUUGCAUCAAAUAUGGCCGUACAUUUAUGUGCAAUACGAGGGCCCAUCAAACCUCGAUGCCGUCCGCGAGUUUGGCUACCACCUAGGUCUCAGUCUUAACCAUGCGCUGAACAUCUCUUUGCGCAGCAACGGUUUGAUAUUUAUUGCUGCUGUGGUGCCAGUCAAGGGCGUCCCUUUCUACGGAUACCACACAGGAUACCGGCCGUUCUUUAAAAUACAGCUGACCAACCCCAGCAUGAUGGCACGUGCGAGCAGCCUGUUAUCAUCAGGUGCGGUGAUGGGUCAGAAAAUGAAUGUUCUUGGAUCCCACCUGUCCUAUGUUCUUCAGUUCUUGGUCGAUUUUAACUUGUAUGGCAUGGAUUGGAUCCAUCUAAACAAAAUUCUGUUUAGAUCCCCACUUCCACAGCCUGCCGGCGGCAGCAGUCAAAUGAGUGGUGCCAUUGAUGACAGUAAUGUGGAGAACAUUUAUCGAUGGGUGCCCCAGGGUAUGCCUAGCUAUCUUGCCAGACCAACACCGCCAGACAGGAUUAGUCACUGCGCGCUUGAAGCCGAUGCAACAGCAGCCGACAUUGCUAACCGCCACCAGGUACAGGAGCGGCAUAUUCACCACAUAUUCCAGGAGGGCAAAUUGGGUUUGCAUUUUGGACGGCUAGUACACUCGCUCAAUAGCAUGUGGGCUGAUGAAAACAAGCGGCGUGUGCGGCAUGGCUUGGGCGAGCUAUGUCCACGCAACAGCCAGGAUCAGGUCGCCCUUGAGGAGUCGCUGCUGGGUAUGCCUGCAAGUAACGAUAAGGCCGCAGACGCAGGCGCAGACUCAUCCAAAUUCAUUCGAUGGUCUAAUUAUUGGCGCAUGCAAAGCCUGCUUCAGAGCGCGUUGGCUGUUGACAAAUGCCGGUUGAACGACAAACAAAAGAGUGUUUCCCAGUCAGUGCUAAGCGAGCUUGAGACACAGGCCAGCUGCACAAGCACUGGCGAUAUUGAAAGCAUCAGCAGCUUUGAUUUUGCUGGUGAGACUAGCAGUUGGCUGCAGUGCUGGCCCACAUGUCGCGAGGUGGACAUUGGUGAGCCGCGCUUGAUUGGUGAUGGUGGGAUGAGCAGAAAACGGUUUUACACUGAUGCCGACGAAGGUCUCGCUUUGUCAGAGCAGAGCGGUCUUGUUGAUGCUACGUCGUCAACUACCCAACCUAUGACGGUCUCUUUGACAGACUCAACAAAUGACGGCCAUUUGACACCUCGAGCGACCCAGUCUGUUCGCCCAGCGAUCAUAAUCGACUUGUUGCUUAUUGACAGCAAUGAUAGCAAGGGCGGCGCAUCCACUGAGUCUGAAGACGAACAAGGUUUUGAAUCUUACGAGUCCGCACAGCCUGUGGUGGACUUGGGCACUGUGUCUGCCGAUAAUGAUUUGUUAGACGAUUUUGCCGAUUUCGACGAUGGCUGGGUGGAGAACGAAGUAUUCCGCGCGGAAGGGGGACAGACAAAGGACUUGUAUAAAUAUAUUCCACAGACCGAUGGAUCCAAUGAUUUUGAGAGUGGUUCAAAGCGCAAGAACGUAAUUGGUGAGAGUAUGCAGCAGCAGGACCAGCAAGGGCAGCAGCAUGGACAUCGCAGCAGACGGCAGGUUAAGCGGCGGGCACUUAUACCUCUCAUUUCGAGGCAGUCAUCAGCAACGGUAGAGCCGAUUAUUAGCAAGCCCACCACUGAUUUGGCUGCUGGUUUGGUGUUGCCAGAUGCGGCUCGGCAAAAUCAAGGCGCUGUGUUCACACAAAGUGUGACUAGCAGCACGCGGCCUAUGUGGCCACCGCCGGAAUAUAGGGCCAUCCAGGGCAACCAUUUGGCAUCGAGAGGCACCCGGCAGGAGAUAUCGCGCCCCACAAAUCACACAAGUGGUAACAUAUACAUCGACAUUCCGCACGCCGAGGGCUAUAUUUUUAGGAGGUCAAGGACGGGGUGUUAUUCGCGGCCGUCCAGGUCAGACAUCUACAUUGACAUUGUCGUUCCACCAACAAGCUUUGCUUUGCGGCUACAGCAUCAGCAGGAUCAAGUGCUCUGUUACGGCAGCACUGUAGGGGUCGAGCAGCCGGCCCACAUGCGCAGCAACAGCAGCUAUUACAAAGCAGUCGAUUCUGGUAAAAAUGUUGAUUUUGCAUUACAACUGUGCGCUGCAGACUACAACCAGAGUGGCUAUUUUGUGUACGCGUAUCACGCACCGCGCUGGGACACGCUGGUGAAUUCAAUGGUUGAGCAUGCCAUGGCCGAGGUUGUUGCGCCCCAGCCGCGGUUUUCGGAAGCGCGAGACCUGCCUCGGACACGCAAGAUGUAUUCAGGGUCUUCCAUAAGUCUAUCCGCCACAUGCGCUGACAAUCUGCCAAUAUUCAUUCCACUCUGUACAUCUGGGCGCUCAAGGCAUGCCAUCAGUUUACGCGGUGUGGAGCUUCUAGACGACGGUAUUGAGAGCCGGCGGCAUGUCAUGUGGAGUCCAGUGAAUUUGCAACAGGUCAACCAAAGUGUCGGAGAGAAGGGGGAUGGUGCCAGCACCAGCACCAGAAUAUCAGCUAAAUAUAGCCGUGGCAGAUGGUGGGUUGUAGCAAAGAGGCCGCCUGCGCGGUUGAGUUUUGAAGAAGAGACUGUAUAUUCUGCAAAUACGGAUGACCACUCUAUCCUGCUGAUCUCCGCAAACCGUCGCCAGCGGGAUCAAUCCGAUUUGAAAUGGAGCUCGGUUCUCGGAACAAUGUCCACAUUUACAGGGUUGCCAGCAGCAGGUCAUGGAUCUAGCACCCCUAGACACACGCAGGCCAGCACUUUGCAGACUCUGGAGAUGGCGGCUGGUCGCAAGCCAUUUAUGUCGCAGAUGUCUGUCGAAAUUCUCACCAGCUGUCGGGAGGAAGCCCUGCCCAACCCGAUGGUUGAUAGCGUGCUGUGUGUCAUAGCGUGUUACAUCUGCGAUAAACCGCAGUGGAGCGAAGACACCUUUUCAGGAUGCGCUUCAGUUGUGUGGACAUGGGGUCCGCUGCUUCAAAUUGGUCGCCUCAGCUUCCCACGCCAUGUUGAACAGCAGCAUCAUGCCAACGAGGCAUCAAUGCUCAGAGAGUUGGCAAAAUGGACGCGUGCAAUGGACCCUGAUAUCUUGUGUGGAUUUGAAGUGCAGGGGAGUUCCUGGGGAUACCUUGCUGACCGGGCAGAGCAUGCUUUUGACAUUGAGCUGGAGAGUGAGCUGUCGCGCAUUGUGACCAGGCAGAAUUCGUGGCAGCACUCGCAUAACAAAUCAGAGGGGAGAGGCCAAGGCAGUUGGAGUCAGCGCAAGGGCACGGCGCUCAAUGUCGUGGGGCGGCAUGUGCUAAAUGUGUGGCGGCUGAUGCGCAGCGAGCUAAGCUUGACCUCUUACACAUUUGAGAAAAUUGUGCAGAAAGUGCUUGGCGAACAGUCGCCCCACUACCCGCCUCACCAGUUGGCGGCAUGGUUUACCAGCGGGCCAGCCGUCACGCAGAUCCGGGCUCUGAGACAUGUGCAUUUCCGCGCUCGGGCGGCACUGCGAAUUCUAGACCAGACUGGAGUUGUUGCCCGGGCAUCAGAAUUUGCAAGCGUCAUUGGAAUCGACUUUGCGGCUGUAUUUAUGCGCGGGUCGCAGCUGCGGGUAGAGUCGCUCAUGGCACGCAUAGCACACCCAGAGCUGUUUGUGCUUGCAUCACCAACACGCGAGCAGGUCGCACAGCAGCGGGCCGCCGAGUGCUUGCCGCUAGUAUUGGAGCCACAGAGCAAAUAUUACACAGAUCCUGUAGUCGUUUUAGACUUUCAGAGUCUUUAUCCCAGCAUAAUGAUUGCGUACAACUACUGCUUUUCGACUUGCCUGGGGAGCGUGGGGGAGGCCGCAGCAGUCCACAGCGACACCGGUGACACCCAGCGCCGGCGCCUUGGGUUUUCUAGUGUCGAUGUGCCGCCGGGCAUGCUGACUGUGCUGAAGGAUUAUCUGACGGUCUCGCCCAAUGGAAUGCUGUUUGUCAAGCCGUCAGUGCGCCAGGGGCUUUUGGGCCGCAUGCUGCACGAGCUUCUCGAGAGCAGGGUCAUGGUCAAUGACGCAAUGAAGCGCUGGGGCGAUGGCGACGAGGCGCUGCUCAAGAAGCUAGACGCGUGGCAGCUUGGACUCAAGCUCAUUACCAAUGUUACCUACGGGUAUGCUGGUGCCUCGUUUUCAGGGCGCAUGCCUUGCGUUGAAAUUGCCGAUGCCAUUGUGCAGUCUGGCCGCGAGACACUGGAGAGUGCAAUCCGCCUUAUACAUUCGAAACACUCGACCUGGGGCGCCCGAGUAGUCUAUGGAGACACCGACUCUAUCUUCAUUCAUCUGCCUGGCAAGAGCCGCGAGUCGGCCUUUAUAAUUGGCAAUGAGAUAGCCGAGGCAGUCACAGAGCUGAAUCCAGCACCAGUCAAGCUCAAGUUUGAAAAGGUCUAUCAGCCGUGCGUUUUGCUGACUAAAAAGCGGUAUGCGGGCUGGAUGUUCACCACGCCCGAGCAGAGAGAGCCCCUUCUGGAUGUCAAGGGCAUGGAGCUGGUACGCCGAGACGGGUGCUCGGCAACGCAGAAGAUUCUGGAGGGCACAAUCGAUGUCUUGUUUCGAACCAAUGACCUGUCUCUGGUAAAGUCAUUUGUAACCGGCGAGUUGACCAAGGUGCUGCGAGGUGAUAUGCCGCUACACGAAUUUGUCAUCGCCAAGGAAGUCCGGCUGGGCACUUACUCCAAGUCCACAUUGCCAGCCCACGCAAAGGUUGCAGCCGACGGCAUUAAAGCCGACGCGAGGGCCGAGCCCAAGUUUGGCGAGCGAGUGCCCUAUGUCGUCGUCAGCAAGGGGAGGGACUCGAGGCUCACAGAUCAGGUUGUGGGUCCACAGAUUCUGCUGCGGCAGCCAGAGCUCAGGCUCGAUUACCAAUACUACAUCGAUAGACAAAUUGUCCCAGCCCUGGACCGGGUCCUGAGCCUUGUAGGCGUUAACGUGCGCAUGUGGGCCACUGAGAUGCCUCGGCGUCUUCGCAGCAGCCUUUAUGACGCAGUCGCAGAUACACACAGCGACAGCGACAGCGAGGCAGGCGGGGGGACUAUUAGCGAGCUGCAUAACCAGCAGGGAAUUCAGGAAUUAGAUGGUAUCAAUGGCUAUGCACAUGGCAGGCAUAGCAAUAUUGGCCGCGCGUUUGGUCUCAGAGGUUUUGGAAUGACAGUUGGCAGCAGGCGCCCCGCUCGGCGCACACUUGAUCAUUUUUACCGCAAACGCAGCUGCUUGCUGUGCAGGCAGACAAUAUAUGCUGCGCCGCAAUCACCCAGAGAGUCCAGCGGCUUGGAGUUGGGUAGCACACGGGUUUGCAGCAGCUGCUCGGCAGAUAAGGCAGCGCUGGCAGCCAAUGUGGCGGCGGUCCAGAUGAACCUCGGCCGUGCCCUUAAAGCCGUUGUCGACAAGUGUACCAAGUGUGUUGGUGAAAAUAGAGCAGACGCAUUGCAGGCCGUAGAGGCAUGCGACUGCUUUGAUUGUCCCACCAUGUUUCAGCGCGUCCUUAUCAGCCGACAGCAUGCGGCCUGGAACAGGGCGGCACAUCAAGGCAGCCUUGCCGAUCAAAUGCUGUGACGCGCAAUGGUGGUGGCCAGCGUCCAGCACGAGACCUUUCUCAAUUUAACGGAUUUUUAAUUUUUAAUUUUUUACGUGGCCCUUUUCUCCGCAUUUUUAUCCAUUUAACAAAUUUUCUUUUUGCAUCCCCUCGACCUUGCGCGCACAC